Molecule: messenger RNA, 2248 nt
Organism: Tachysurus fulvidraco (yellow catfish)
Lineage: Eukaryota; Metazoa; Chordata; Actinopteri; Siluriformes; Bagridae
Gene: pcgf5a
Product: polycomb group ring finger 5a
Exons: 9
Coding region: 275-988 (237 amino acids)
Biological process (GO): regulation of transcription by RNA polymerase II
Cellular component (GO): PRC1 complex
Source: RefSeq, a predicted model, not a curated record
GAUGCGCGUGCAGCCGUUUGUGCGCGAGCGCUCUCGGGGGAUGAGAGCGUGACCCCGCCUCUCCGCUUCCUGCGCGAGCAGCUUCACCCUUUCCGUUUUUGCCGCCUUCAAACUCACGUGCGUCAUUAACGGCAGCACGAGGGAGCCCUGGUGUGUAGAGCGUGAUUGUGUUCAAGAGGGUGGAGGAUGCGGCGACUGAUCCGGCGGCGUGACAACGUCACCAUGGCGACCCAGUGUUUGCUUCUGGCAUCUGACCUCUGACCUUCUGCUGAAGAUGGCAACCCAGAGGACACACCUGGUCAAGGACUUUAACCGCUACAUCACCUGCUCUGUGUGCCGAGGUUACCUGAUCAAACCCACCGCCGUCACCGAGUGCCUCCACACCUUCUGUAAGAGCUGCAUUGUCCAACACUUUGAGGAGAGUAACGAGUGUCCUGAAUGUGGCAUUCAAGUCCAUGAAACCAAUCCUUUAGAGAUGCUGAGGUUGGAUAAAACGCUGGAGGAAAUCAUCUUUAAGCUGGUGCCUGGACUAAGAGAGAAGGAGGAACAACAGGAAAUGGAUUUCUGGAGGAAAAACAAAUCAAGAGCUAAUGGUGAAGAAGGACCUAGGGCUAAAAGGGCUCGUGUGAGUGAGGAAGAAGAGGACAGAGAGGAAGGUGAAGGAGGUGAUUUUCACAGGAACGACCCACAGAUCGCUAUCUGCCUGGACUGCCUGAGGAACAACGGCCAAUCAGGAGAGAGCACUGUGAAGGGUCUGAUGAAGAAGUUUAUCCGCUGCUCCACUCGUGUCACUGUCGGUACCAUUAAGAAGUUCCUUUGUGUGAAGCUGAAGCUGCCGAGCUCUUAUGAGCUGGACGUUUUGUGUAAUGGGGAGAUCAUGGGGAAAGACCACACCCUGGAAUUCAUUUACCGAACCCGCUGGAGACUGCAGGGUGACACAGAGUAUCCCAUGGUGCUCGAGUAUCGACCUCGCAUCGACUUUGGAUAAAACACAGAGCGAGAGAUGGAGCGAGAGAUGGAGCGAGAGAUGGAGCGAGAGAUGGAGCGAGAGAGAGAGCGAGAGAGGGAGCGAGAGAGAGACAGAGGAAUAAACAGACAGAAAGUUCCUCAUCAUUCACCUAUUACUUAUUCCUGAUUGACAGGUCAUGGCUCCUCCCCCUGUGACACACUCCAUGGACAGAAUAAAAAAAAAACAUGAAGCACUUCAGAAAUGCACUUAUGUCAAGUUUAGGACGAGAGAAAGUGUGUGUGUGUGUGACGUCUUCCAUUUUUUAUAUUGGUGAAGACGAAGGAAAUUCGGAAAGAUCUAGAAGCGUAAAUAAACAAACGUGCCUCUUUUGUACACACACACACACACACACACACACAUACAAUGAAAGAUGGCAGACAUUUUGUUGUGAAACUUUUUUUUAUUUUAAAGCUCAUCACUGCUGAAAGGUCACUUAUUCUGAUGAGCAGCAGCUAGUUAGCAUUAGCAUAAGAGAAUCAUGCUAACCGGUUUCCACUGGUUUCUUCCAUUCACUGUUAGCCAUGUUAGCAUGUAUUAUUAUUAUUAUUAUUAUUAUUAUUAUUAUUAUUAUUAUUAUUAUUGAUAUUCCAGGUCUGUAAGCUGUGUCUAAAAUCACGUCUGUCCUUGUGUUUGUUAAAUUAACUGAAGUCUGGCUUCCUUAAUCACAUCUUCUUCUUCAUCAUCCUCCUCCUCCUCCUCCUCUAACGUUUGAUUAAUGAGCCAGCCGAGAGAUGAAGAACCCAAACAAAGCUGUAUUUUUGUAACUCAGUGACUCGUGUACUGAUGAGGUUUGAUGUUUUUAAUAAUCAGAGAUGCUGCUGCUGUUUAGAGUAAUUUAUUCUUCUCUAUUUUGAAAUAUAUUUGUGCUCCUUCUGUUUAAAACCGCACGUGACGGCUGUAUGUGACGUGACAUCUUUACUGUUUCAUUACUGCGAAGAUUAAAAACAUUCAAAUUUAUUGUUUCUCUUUUUCUGAGUUAAUAAGGAGGUUUUGGUGUCAUAAUUACGUCAUUGUUUAUAUCCACGUGGUGUUGUGUUCUGUCAGCGGUCACAACUAACACUGUACUUAAUGUUUAAAUAUAAUAUAUUUUAAUAUCGGCUCUGUACGCGUCCCUGUGAACGAUCUGUUACUAUGGAAACGACGGUGUAUAAGAGUGAAACCUGAUCUACAGUCAGAGCUGCUGUUAGAGAGAAUUCAUCAACACACACACACACACACACACACACACACACACACACA